Exaiptasia diaphana is the source of this 1231-nucleotide messenger RNA. RefSeq names its product RNA-binding motif protein, X-linked 2. Gene Ontology annotation, cellular component: precatalytic spliceosome; U2 snRNP; catalytic step 2 spliceosome. Lineage: Eukaryota; Metazoa; Cnidaria; Anthozoa; Actiniaria; Aiptasiidae. Gene Ontology annotation, molecular function: RNA binding. The record is from RefSeq and is a predicted model, not a curated record. Gene Ontology annotation, biological process: mRNA splicing, via spliceosome. The transcript is spliced from 4 exons. Bases 92 to 1087 code for a protein of 331 amino acids.
UCCUUAUUUGGUUGAAAGACUUGGCGGCCAUCUUUGAAUUUGACUGAAAUUUAGUUUUGAAGAUUUUGGUAAAAGUAUAAAGGGAUAUAUCAUGAAUCCUAUGACAAAUGUCAAGAAUAUUCAAAAGCUCAAUGAGCGCAUGCUUGAGAUGGGUGUAGCAGAUGAUGUAUCAUGGCACAAACAAUACAAGGACAGUGCAUAUGUGUUUAUUGGAGGAUUGCCGUAUGACCUUACAGAGGGUGACAUCCUUUGUGUCUUUUCACAGUAUGGUGAAAUAGUUAACAUCAACCUUGUACGCGAUAAGAAAACAGGAAAACAAAAAGGAUUUUGUUUUUUAUGUUAUGAAGACCAAAGGAGRACUAUAUUGGCUGUAGAUAACUUUAAUGGCAUUAAGCUUGGUGGUAGAACAAUCAGAGUUGAUCACUGUGCAGAUUAUCGCAGACCAAAAGGAGAUGAAAAAGAUGAUGAUGGCAAAAGAAAAGAGAUCAUUGAAGAWGGUUGUGCACCCAAAACGCCUUCACCAUCUCCAUCAGAAGARGAGAAAGAACCCUACAAACCAAUCAAAAAGAAAAAGAGCAAGAAAGAGAAAAGUCGCAAACAAAGUAAMRACAAGAAYCAGYAAAAUUCAUCWGAWUCAGAGAGUGAAGACAACCAAAAYUACAAGAAGCAUAGUGAUAAGGAUACAAAAACCAYGACAAGAAAAUCUAAUGAUAGAAGUUACACAGACCAAGCAUAUGGGAAUACUAAAGAAAGUCAUCAAAGGGAUUAUUCAACUGUUAGUAAGAUAAGAGAAUGGGACUAUGGAAAGAGGAAUGUAGAUCAAACCCAAAGCACAAGUCCAUCAAAAAGAAGAAAAACAGAAUGGGACAAUGAAAGAAAAGAAAYAGAUGAAAGACAUUCUUACUCGAGGGAGGGAGGAAAAGAUAAAAGUUCCUAUAACAGGGAGGAAAAUUUGGAUUUUAAAGAUCAUAAAAGUAGAGAUAAACAUCAGGAUAGACAUGAUAAGUAUUACAAUUCAAAGAGGGACAGAAGUGAUAAUGAUUACAGGGAAAGAGAUAGAAAUAGUAAAAGAGAAAAAAGGAAAUAAACAUUUUAUGAAGAUAUUACAGGAAUGGAUAAAAAAGAUGCCAAUGAGAUCUACCAUUGGAGAAUAUGAGCAAAAUGUAUUGUUUUUAUUUUUUUAUAUUGUAAUAAAAUAUUGUAUCCUGUUGCAGGUAUGCACUGCAUCUGA